Lymnaea stagnalis (great pond snail) is the source of this 15349-nucleotide messenger RNA. Lineage: Eukaryota; Metazoa; Mollusca; Gastropoda; Lymnaeidae. The record is from the annotation of a GenBank genome assembly.
CCUUUGAAAUUGAAAGUGAAAGAGCGAACAACGAAUUAAAUGGCGAAGCAAGCAAGAGUAUUAUUAAAUAAUUCUUAUAUAUUAUUUAAUAAUAAUUUAUUACUAUUACUGUUAUUUUCUUCAAUGUUGUCGAGUGUACUAUGCCCCCAACUUGGAACUGGGACCCUAGACUUAGACACAAAAUCCAAGACUUGUACCAAGGUAAUUUCUAGAACUAGACUAGGACUAGGGGUAAUAGUAAUAUGUCAAUAAAAUUAUUUAAUUUAGUAUUUAAAAUUAUUUUUAAUAAUUUAGUUUGCAUUUUAAUAUUAUAUUUGUUUAUUUGUUAACGAAUCAAGUUUUAAAUGAUAGUAUUUGUAGAAAUCACAUUCUAUUCUUGCCUUGGCUUGGCCAUCAAAAUCAAGGCAUCAUGUCAAUGUCCACUCCAUUUCUGAUGAAUACCAUAAUAAUAAUAAUCAUAUACAUUAUAAUAUGAAUUAUGCACGUUUAAUUUCUAUGUCUUAUUAUGUAGCUAGCCCUGACUGACUGGAUAAAAAAAAUUAAAUUGAUGACUGAAUUACAUCAGUUAGACAUGACAUAACACAUAUAAUUAAUAAUACAUUUUUACAUCAGAAAUAGUUCAAAAAGCCAACUGUAGUUUCAGGUACUUAUCUGGACCCAAUUUUCAAAUUGAAUUUACAUCUUUAAGACCUAGCCUAGUUUAGUUGUUAUAUUUAUAUAGAUAGGACUUGAAUAAACCAAUCGAUUGAUACCAAAUUUAUGGUUGUGAAUAGUGGAUCAAUUCUAAAAUAAGUUAUGAUUUUUUGGUGAAUUAUUUUGGGAUAACCUGUACCGUACAUGGUUAGUUCAUGGAGACAUUUGAAAAUAUAAAAUGACUAAAAUAAAAAAUGGGCAGAGAAUUUUUGGGAGAGCUGCCGCUCUGUGGUGUUCAUGGAGGAAAUAUAGUCAGCGUACACAAGAUGUCAGUGUUGGAAACUUUAAUAAAAUUGUUGGGGUAGGGUGGGGGAAAAUUUAUUUGCCCAUUUUUUUUAGAUAAUUGGAGGUUAAAUAGCAUAAAGACAAUGAGUCUCCUGUCGUAGGCCUGAUCUAAUCUGAAAUUCCCUUGAAUAUUCUCCUUGAGCCUUGAUUUUGCUUUUUGAGUUGUUUAAUGUUACAUGUAUCAGGCUUAUCAGUUUGCUGGGUAUGCCGAAUUCCUGCAUGAGUCUCAUAUAGAUAUUUUCUUUGAUGCUGUCAUAGGCCAUUUUAUAGUCCACAUAGAGCUGAUGUACUGGGUUAAUAUAUCAGUAACAUUUCUCUAAUAGGCACCUGAUGGUGAAAAUCUGAUCAGCCAUUGAUCUGUUUUGCCUGAAUCUAAAUUAGUUGUCACCAAGUAUUUGUGCAGUGUACUGUUGUAGUCUCUUGGCAAUUAGUUUUGUCAGUAUUUUAUAUGUUAAAUUAAAUUGGGGAAUUCCUCUAUAGUUUGUGCAUUGAAGUUUGAAAGCCUUCUUGUGUAUUGGGGUUAUUAGUGCUGUUGGAAUUUUCACUUUUUGCCAGAUUUCAGUUAUGUUUAUGUGUCUGUUUGUUUAGUUCCUUUCUCCAUAUUUAAUAAGAUCUGCGGAGAUGAGAUCUUCUCCGUGGGUUUUGUGGUUUUUAAUAUAAUUGAUAAUUUCUUUAGUUUCUUCUAGAGUUGGGGAGUUUAUAAAAGUGUCUGGUCCUCCAUGUGAUGGUUGAUAAUCUUCAUCUUGUCUAUUGUAUGCAUUUAGUAUGUCCUCAAAAUAUUCAUCCCACUUCUUCAGUACUUUACUAUUUUCCGUAAUUAAUUCUCCAUCCUGGCUCUCACACAUUUGCGGUCUGGCUUGGUAUUGGUAUCCAUUCUGUUCAUCUUUUAUCUUCAUGUACAUUCUUCUGAUGUUUCCCUCUCUUGAUAAGUCUUCUAUUUCUUUAAGCAUAGCUUUUUCCCAUUCUCUCUUUUUAUUUCGACACAUAUUUAUGGCUUUCCUUCUGGCUUCCUUGUAUGUUUGUGUUGUCUUUCUGGUUUCCCUUUGUGUCAUAGUCAUUCGUGCUUUGUUCCUUUCUUCGACAAUCUCUCUGCAUUCAUCAUCAAACCAGCCUACUCUAAUGUUAGUUUUCUGGAAUCCUAGUACUUAAACCAACUUUUGUUCAUUUUGCACCCACACUCUACAAUCAUUUAGUUCUUUAAAAAAGCUUCAAAAUUACCCAGAGAAACGUAAUUUGAGCUCAUAGUUUAAAAAAGAAAUUGUUACUAUACUUAAUUUAAGUUUAGAAAGAAAAUUAGCUAGUUACACACCAGGUCUAUUAAAUUGUUUUUUACAAGAAGACCCAUCACCAUUUUUAAAAAUGACGACUGCUCAUUUCCCCUGCUCUUCUCCUCCAUCAACCCCACCAUCUUCCCUACCAUCAGCCCUACUAUCCCCACACCCUCUAUCCCCUUAUCCUAAGUCUCACAUUUAAGCACUUCCCAUUCAGCUGGCCUUCCCUAAAAACCCGGAUUUCUCCUAAAUCUGACUGAUCCCCAAUCCUCCUUAGCCUCCUCUUCCCUCUCAAUAACCACCCUCAGCCCCUAAAUCUCCUCCCCUUCAAACUGAGCCCAUACCCCCCCCCCUCUUUCCCCAUUAUUCUUCCACCAGCUAUCCCCUCCUUCCCACAAACAUUUUACUUUAUGUGUAAUUUAUUAACCUACUUGUCCAACCUACAUCUCCUACCUACCUGUCCCUCCUCCUGUCCCCAUUAUUCUUCCACCAGCUAUCCCCUCCUUCCCACAAACAUUUUACUUUAUGUGUAAUUUAUUAAUAUACAACCCUAACCCUAUAAUGAAACCCUAACCAUCUUCGCCCUCUAUCCGUCUUCUUCCUUGCCCAAUGUCAUCAAUCUUCCUACUUAUUGUCACCUUACCCAAAACCUCACCCAACUUACCUUCUUAGCUUUCCAGCUAAUUCGCCUACAAUAACCCUACUUUUACGAGCAAUUUACUUAAUGUCUAUCAUUCUUUCAUAUUUCAUUUAGUCUUUUGAAACUGAAGCAAUAAAAAUAAGAUGGAUCAACUAAAAAAAAAAUUAACGAAAUAGAAAUCAUUUUCUUUUCAUAAUUUUAGAGAUUUAAACAUAAGAAGCAUAUUUUAGCAGUGACUAAUCAAUAAUUAAUACUUUUUUGAUACCGGUAAGCCUGUACAUAACUUUUGAAAUAAUAUAUUUCUUGCAGGCAUUAUUCUUCCCGUGAUUCUUAACAAUACAAUUUAGUGCAGAUCUAAAUUUCACACUCAGCCUGCAUCAAUAUGAAUUUAAAUUUAAAAAGAGAAACCAAAUGAUCUGAAAAUGCGCAUCUUUAUGUUGAAUUAAGGAGUGUACAGGCUGUAAACAAAAUAGACUAAUUGUAAAAAAACUUAUUCCUUAUUUUUGGUUAACAUUCCAAAUAUUGCUUUAAAAAUUAUGGUGUACUAGUAGUUUAAAAUGACAUAUAAUUAUCUGUAGUAAAAUAGCUCUAUUGAUAGUUCCAUUGCCUAAUUCCACUGCUCUUGUCUUCCACCACGACCACUAUCAAAAAAUAUUUCUAGAAAUACUAGAAUGCCCCUGGCGUUAUAAUUAAAAAUUCUUGUUAAAAACAAAAAAAACCUAAUAUUUUUAAAUUGUUUCAACUUUUCAGAUUGAUUACAUGAUCUCUGUUAGCUCCAAUUCAAAGUAAGUAUUCUUAAGAAUCUUAGAAUUACACACCACUUACUGCCAAUAUCAUUAACUUUAACUAUGAUUAACUAUAAUACCAGGUACUGAACAUAUUUCAGUCUAUUGAUUUAAAGUGCAAAUUAAUUUAAUAUUAUAUUUUCCCACAGUCUAUCCACAAAUUUCGGCUUUAGUUUAGAGCAGGGGUCCUCAAACUUUUUAAUCAGGGGACCAUUUCAUUGUUCCUCAGACAAUGGUGGGGGCAAGACUACUUUCAAAAAAAGAAGAAAGAAAUGGAUAUUAAUGCAAAUUGCACAUAUCUCUAAAAAAAAAACAGGAAAACAAAGCAAUAUUUAAAAUGAAGAACAAUUUUUAUUAAUUAUAAAGUGAUUUGUAUUUCAAUGGGAAAAGUUGGACUUCUGUUGGCUAAAUAGAUGUUGAAUUUCCGGUAACUGUAUGGCAGCCCGACGCGUUUGGUUAAAGACCCUUUGUGGGCUGGAUCAGGCCUGCUGGCCAUAGUUUGAGCACCCCUGGUUUUGAGGAACAUUCAAAAAGUAUUUCAGUGGAAACAUUUAUUUUUAUUUGGCAGCUGCUUGUUACCAGAACUUUCACAGAUUGAUCCUAUACAGGUAAUUUAAUACACUGACAACAUGCGUUUUUCUUAUAAAAAAAAAGAUUAAGAAGUGUGAAAAUUGAUACACAUUUUGAAAAAAAAACAAAAAACAAUGCUUACAGUUACAGCUCAAUAAGUUAAGUUUUAUAAAAAAGAACUGCUUGAACAAUUACAAAAAAAAAAAAAUGAUGAGAAUGAUUAAAAAUGUUAUUUGAUCAUAACAGGUCUAUAACCUAUAAUGAAAAUAUCUUAGUCUAUGUUCAUCUGGCACAAAGCAUGCAUUUGAAAGUAUGUUGACACAUUCUUAUUUGCCACACUCUACUUUAAGCAUUUUUUGGUUUAUAUCCCAGCUUUAGAAGUCCUCUCAAAAUAUUAUAACCACCCCCCCCCCCCCCCCCCCUUUUCCCUCUUCUGAGGCCUUAUUGGCUUCCUUUUCCCUUGUCAGUGUUACAAAUUUGCUGCUGUUUCUGCAAACAGUGUGUGUCAUUUCCCCUUCCAGAUCCUGUAUUGUACUUUAAGGACUUCAAGGUUCCUUACUAGUUCAUGGCAACUUAUACAUUUUCUAUAACACUGAUAGAAAACCUGUUUUUCCAUGUUUUGCGGGAAUAAAUGGUGUGUGGGAUGGCAUUACUUGCAGAAUUUUACUGUUCUGUGUGUAUUUUUUGCUGACCAAAACAUUAAAUUGAUGUAAUUGAAGCAAUCUCAAUUUAAAUGUAGAUUUGCUGGUUAGUGUGAUAGCUCUAGUUGAGAAACUUAAGUUAGUCUUUUUUCCUUGCUUGCUAAUUAAAGUUAAAGUUAGUUUGUUAUUUGUUGUUUCAAGGCAUAUGACGGCUUAUUUUUUUGCACUUGAGAAGUACUUAACAUGUCUUGUGUUAAGUUGUUUAUGUUAAAUAAUAUGUCUUAGUAAGAAUAUUUGUGCUCAAAAUUAAUGUGUAAAUUGUAAUCUAAAGAAUAUUUCCAUUUUUUUUUUAUCAAUAAAAGAAUCUUAUAAUACAGAAAGCAUAUUAACUUUUAUUCACAGGUUAAUUCCACUGCAAAUGUUUACAACAAAACACUUAAACAGUAUAUGUUUAAACAUGAAAAUUCAAAACAAAUGAAAGCUUUAACUGAAAUGAAACAAGCAGUAAAAACAGGAUGUCAGCAAGAAUGGUAGGUUUAAUGGAUGUAGAAAGUUUUUAUCAGCAAAUAUGUCCUUGUUAUCUCCUUUCUCAAUGAGAAAAAUAUAAUCUUACAUACCACAAAUAAAUUGUUACCAAAAAAAAAAAAAAAUAAAAUAAAAUCCACUUUUUUAAGCACGUUCCUCGGAUAAUGGCUACUUAAAGACUUUAAACCAAUUCUCAAUGAGAAAAAUAUAAUCUUACAUACCACAAAUAAAUUGUUACCAAAAAAAAAAAAAAUAAAAUAAAAUCCACUUUUUUAAGCACGUUCCUCGGAUAAUGGCUACUUAAAGACUUUGAACCAUGAGCAAAUGUUCUAGACUAAAAAAAAAAUAAGAUCAAUUAAAAAAAAGAAAUAACAAUAAUGCAAUUUUUGUUUUAUUAUAUUACUGAAUUAAAUUAAACUUCUUUAUUGGAUAUAUUUGAAACUAAGUUUAAUAUUUAAAUAUUAGUGUCAAAUAAUAUAAAUCUGAUACCAAAAACUAGUGUUGCUGAUAUAUUUAAUGAUACAGCUUAGUAACAAAGUAAACAGCAUUCCUCUUAAUUCUUAUUGGCCUGCAUUGCCAAGAAAAUUUACAAGGAAGAUUACCCUGUUGAAAAUAUAAAUUGAAAGCAAAUUAAUUGAUGUACCGGUAGUGAUUUUUGCUAAUGAUCUUGCAACAUUUUUGAAGAAAAAAAAAAUGAAUCCUAUAUUUUGUGGUUCAUCCUUUAUCUAAAUGUUCCAGGAGAUUAAGUGGUAAUUGUAGGAUUUGGCCUAUGGUGUGGUUUCCUCAAGGACUGCAGGAUAAUUGUACAACAGAUAUCCCAUUUGGAUGCUUCAAUGACAAGUCUGGGAUAAAGAAUGGCACCUGCAAUUCAGAGGUAAAAGUUCUUUACAGAAUUGUGAAGUGCUGGAAUUCCAAUUCUGAAAAUACUCAAAAUGAUAUCUUUUCAUCGGUUAUUUCUGUUUUUAAAAAAAAAAAAAUUUGUUAUGAGUGAACUUAAGUUGAAAAACUUUUGAAACUAUAUAUUUUGAAAAAAAACUAAAAUUGUAUUGAAAUCAGUUAUUUUUUUUUUUUUUAUAUAAAAAACCAACCAAACCCUGAAACAUCACCAAACAUGUUUUGUUAUCUUAGAAUUGGUUUCUAAACCCCUGACUUGUGUUCUUUGCUAUGGCUGAAUAAAUUUAAAACAAGGUUUAAUGACAGUGCAUUCAUUUCCAUUUGACAUGAUUUCUAUAUAGGUACAUACCCCCUGAUGAAACAGGAUUUUAAAUUAUGUAUGUCAGGGUAGUGCGCACUUGAAAAAAAAAAUAAAAAAAAUUGAAGUGGAUUUUAGAAAGCUAAAUUUUUUAUUGCCUGUAAAAAGCUGCCAUAUUUCUUAAUUUGCUUUUAUAUUGACUCUACAAAAUAUCAGUUUAAAAAUUUCAAAUAAAGGUGAGAAAAGAAAUAUUACACUCGGAGGGUUAGAUUUUUUGUUGACAUGCUUCCAUGAUAAACAAAGUUUAAGUAACAAAAGAAGUGUUAAAAUGUGUCAAUUUAACUGAUAAAUUUGCUUUAAAAUUUCAGAAGGCUUUUAACAAAAGUGACACCAUAUACUUUUAUAAUAAUGUUGAUAUAAAUAUAAAAUAUCAAAAGUUGUCUGAGAACCAUGAGCAGGGAACCUCGGAAAUAAUAAUUUUAUCUGUGAACAUCACACCAACAAGGUAGGUACUUUGAGUAUUUUGACAUCAGAAUACAUUUUUACCAACCUAACUGGGUUCAAAAUUUGGGGGAUUUGAUUAAAACUUAACUUACUUUCAAAUUGGAGACCCAUUGCAAAAAUUCAGGUCAUUAGAACUAAAGUUGCUGAUUUGCAUAAGCUAGAAAAUAGACAGACUCAUUUUAUUUUUAAUUGAAUAGAUUUAAUACUUUUAAAGCUAGGUUCAUAUAAAUGAUUUUAUUUUAGCUUGUCAACACAAAUUAGAAUUGUGGGCUUGGAGGACCUUACAUUUGAAUAUUUACAACCAUUUUUAAUGGGUAGAUCUGGAUGGAAAAUACGAACCAACCAGGAGUUGUAUCAGGAUCCCACGCAAGUAGCGGAAAUAAGAAAGGGGAGGCUAUGCUGGGUGGGUCACUUAGAAAGAAUGCCAAAUGACAGAGGAAUGAAGAGGGUACACCACCAAAACCCCAGAGGAAAAUGGCUCAAAGGUAGACCUAGGCUUAGAUGGAUGGAUGACAUUGAAAAAGAUCUACCGGUACUGCAGCUGGGAAUCUAAGCAUAGACAAUGGAAAAGAAAAGCAUCAGAUAGGUUUGAACGGAAGAAAGUGGUGAGGCAGACAAAAGGUCUACAAGGGCUGUUGCGCCAUAAGGAUGGAUGGAUAGACUUGACAAAAAUUUCAAAACAGACAACAUUUUAAGAAAAUUUAUCCCUAUAUGUGAAUUUUCCUUUUUAUAAAAAACCAAAAAAACCAAGAGUUCAACUGCCAUUUAUUAAACAUAGUUUUCUUUGCAGCAAAGUCAUGUGAUGAUCCUUGAAGCUUUCACGUGAACCUAUCAUCAUUAACAUCACUAUUUAUCACUUAUUUUCACUGUAAAAGUGAGACCUUUAAAACAAUUUGUCAUUAAAUUAUUAUUUGAACAUUUUAAUUUUUUUCUCCUAAUAUUGACAGUCAAAAAAACGGUAGCCAUGAAAAUGCCUCUCCUGUUGCAGUUUCUAAUGGUGAACGUUCACUUGGGGAUCUCAGUUUUAAUGUGACCUAUUCCAUUACCUGGAAUGAAAUGGUGAGUUUUUCUUACAUACCCUGUCACUGUCUUUGUAUCAUGAGAAAAUAAUUCCUCUAAAAUGUGGAGAUAACAUCAUGCUGAAUUGAAACAGAAAUUGUUUUUUUUUAUCAACAUACAGGUACUACUUUAUUGUAUAGUAGCUAGACAAAUAAGUACUAGAUAAAUUAGGUUUAGACAUAUUAGGAAUAGACAAAUUAGGACUAGAUAAUUUAGGACUAGAGAAAUUAGGACUAGAGAAAUGAGGACUAAACAAUUUAGGACUGAAAAAAUUAGGACUAUGGUAUUCAAAAAGUAGAGUUAGUGAUCUGCAUUGGAUGUAAGUAAAAGUAUCUCCUACUCUUAUAUGGACUUGGUCCAAGUCUCAUUCCUUCCCCUUUUGAGGAUUUAUUUUACUAGUGAUUUCAUUUCCUGACCUUAGAUUACAAAUAGUUUUAUCAACUUAUAUCAGAUUAUGAAGUGUUUGAUGACAAGAGCUGAUAAUAAAUGAGAAUAAUGCAAUUUUCAUUUUUUUUUCAGAAAACCUUUUAAGAAAUAACUUUUGAAGGAAUUUAACGCAUAUAUUCACAAUUUUUCUGAAUAUUGCUGAACAGAACCAUUAAAUUAGUACUAUAAUUGUCUAGCACUCUAAUUUUAGACUAUGAAUGUCAAUAUUUUAUGGUUCAGCCAUAUGACACCAAGCUUGUUUUUUUUUUCUAAAGCACACAUAAAUAUAAACAAAAUAUGUUAUCACAAAUUAUGAACUUCUAUGGAUAUCAUAUUAAAGUUCUAUCUUGUGUUGGCUAAAUAUUUUAAAAAACCUGACUCAUGACAAAACUAACUGACUUAAACUUAGGUGAGGCAUCCCAACCGGUUUGAAGUUUUGUCCCGGUUUAUAUCUCAGUUGAAACAAAAUUCAUAUCCAGUCCAGCGGCAAACCUCGAAGGUGGUGUGAAUGGCAUGACUAUUAAUAUAUAAUUGAUAUGUGUGUGUAUGCAAGGAGUUGCAUUUAUUUUAGGGUACACUACUAAUCCUGUCUAUAUAAGUUAUCUCAUACAUGUUAAGAUCAUAUCUCGGUUGGUAUCAACUUAACAUAAAAUAUAUGUGUAAUAACAGUUAAGAUCUAAGCUUAUAUUAUAAAAUAAAUGUUCAUUUCUGUAUAUCCAUACAUGAUGUCACUCUAAUUUUAACAGAAUUUUUUAAACAUACACCAACUCUCCCAAAUCACAAAUUUGUAAUGCAAAUUAGAAACUUUUAUCACCCAUAAGAUGCAUGACAUUGUUUAUGGAUGUGCCCUAAGAACACGAAUAAAUUUGAUGCCUCUAUAAAUAUAAGGCAUAUGGCAAAUGUGCCUGCAACCUGUUUGAAUUGACAGUCUUCUCAUGGAAGUCCCAAUUAAUUAGCUUCUCAGAAAAUUAAGACUAAAUGAAUAAAAUAAUUUCUUAGAAAUGAAUAGUCGUUCUAUCCCCAAAUUCUCAACAUACAUAAUGUGGCUUUUCAGUGGCGUAGCUAGACUAAAUGAUGCCCAUGGCGAACAUCCAAAAUUUUGCCCUGACACAUAUAAUAUUGGUAAAAUCCUUAAAGCGUUGUUGGGGGAUCUCUUCCUUUUGCCCGCAUCUAGGUACAAACUUAGGUACCAAUUUUAACCCUUAAACUUAUGAUAAUUCUACUUAACACCUUAACACGAGUUCUCAGCAUUAAGGAACUGAAUGAAAGGGUUUCCUUUAAAACUGCUUUUAUUGUUUUAGUGUUAUCAGCAAUGUAACCACUUUGCUGCACUCAUGUGGCCAGCAUUCUUAAUUUUAUUAGGGAAGAAUAAGAAAGAAAUUUGUUAGAAAGUAAACUUUAUUUCUAAAAAUGUUUAAAAAAUUUUCUAUUAUGUUGUCGUACACAUUCUUCCAUAAUAUUAUUUUUUAUUUUUAGCAUUUCAGUAUACAUGAUUGUACAUAAAAGCACACAAAAGCAUAUUCCAGAGGUUUGCGUCUGAUCAUUCCAUCCACAUGUGGUUCUUGAAGCUGGCAUUGAUAAUCUUUUAAGCAUACAAAAUAAUGAUGGGCAAAAUGUAUAAUGGUCAAACAUUGAUGCGUUUAUUUUGUAUUGUUUAAAUGAUCUUUCUUUUAAGAUUAUGUUCUGGUAACAUAUUGUGACUGAAUAUUCUGGUAACAUAUUGUGACUGAAUAUUCUGGUAACAUAUUGUGACUGAAUAUUCUGGUAACAUAUUGAGACUGAUGUUUCUGGUAACAUAUUGAGCCUGGUGUUUCUGGUAACAUAUUGAGCUUGAUGUUUCUGGUAAAAUAUUGAGACUGAAGUAACUCAUCUUCAAUUUUUUCACAGGCAAAAGGAGCAGACAGUUCAUGCAAUUGGUGGGUACACUCUCCAGUUCUUUUUGUUUGAAUUUUUUUUUGCAUCUUUCUAUAAUAAUGUUAAAAAACACUGCAGUCAUGUUUUUAAAUUUUACUAAAAUGGACUGAGAAAAAAAGUUUCUUAUGAAAAUGAAAUGGAUAGAAUCCUAUAGUUACAUUGUAAUCAAGAACACUUUAAAGUUAUUGGAUCAAGUUUCUUUGAGUCCGCAGCAAAUAAAAAAAAAGCAACAAACAUUUAGUGUGAAGUUUAAGUGUCAAUAUGCAAAAAUAAAAUGCUUGAAGUGCAAAAUCUAUUCAUCUCAAUCAUAUAAUAUAAGAUUAUUUUAUUCAUCCAAAUAAAUAUAAUUUUAAAAAUUAAUUACAUAGUACUUGUACUUAACAUUUUACUUAUUCCUUCCCUUAAAAUGAAUAAAUACAUAUUUUAACCAAGACAUUUUACAAUUAGAAAAAAUUAAAUGAAAGACAUCUCAAGUAUUUCUCGACAAAUACUAAUUGUUAAAACCAAAAUUUACGUUUCUAAGUUUGAAAUUGAAACUGUGGCAUUAUUCAUCUUUUCCUGUCAAUUCAAAAUGGCAAAUAACCGCCACUAUGGCAUCAUGUUUAUGGAUGGAAAAUGUAAAUUAUGUAUAUAUUAUGACCCUGCUUUUAGACAUCGUUACAAAUAAAACAGUAAUUAAGCUGUGUAUUUUAAGCUCUGGAUUUUAAGUCUUACACUUAACAUAAAUUUUGUUUAAAAUUUUAAAAGUAAAAUUGACACUUAUUUUAAUUUUCAGGCUCAUAAUUGUAGGAAUUGUGAUUGGUAUUUCCAUUGCUAUUCUUGUUUGGGUUGUUGUCAAACUCAUUCAAAGGGCAAUUGACAAGUUUAUAAGAGAAAAAGCAACAGCAUACUGUAAGUUCUAGUCAAUAAAUAGUAUUCUUGUUAGAAUUAGAAUGAUAGCCAAGAUAAAUAAUUAAUUCAUGCAAAUAUUGUGAAAGAACAGGUUUAAAAUAAGUUUAAUUAAAUUGCUUCAUUCUGAGCCAAUACAUUUAUCCAAUAAAAUCAACUUGAAGUUAUGCAUUUGAUCAUUAUGGGGCACUAAUAGAUGUAUCACUAGGCAGUUAUUGUACAUUUUAUAAGUAUUUUAACCUAGAAAUUGAUGUUUUGAUUAUAAUUAAAUACAUCUAAAUCUAAUUACUAUGAUAUUAAUUUGAAUAGAUUUAAGUGGGAACAGAAUGAGUGAGAAUUUUAAAAAAAGUUAUAUAGAAGACAUUUUUAUAUAAUUUUCUUAAUAAAGGUACAUAGUAUUGCUCAGGGCUCUUUGGUUUUUAUUAUAUUUCCUCUGUUGAUUAUAUUCUUACUUUCUCUUUCUUCUCCAGAAUUUCAGAUCCAGCAAGCGUUAAAUUUCCAAUUUAAUAUGAAAACAUUAUACUCUUUAUAAGUGUAGAAGAAUUGAAGUUAAAAAAAAUCUAUUUGAAGAAACUUCCCAGUCCUAACAACAAAAGAUUUUAAUUUUAAAAAUUUGGAAGCCUAAGAAUUAUUAUUUGUAUCAACAAUUUUGGAGAUAAUGUUCCAUAAAUAAAAUAAUGGAUGCAUUCCAUGUCACAAGGAGUGACUAUGCCAAAUCUGCAAAUCAAUAUUUUUUGCUGCAUACUCAAAUUUAGUGUUUCCUUUUCAUUUAGGGUAGGUCAUGCCUUUCCUAAAAAAGUAAAAUUCAUUUUACGGUCAUUCUUAUCAAAAUUUGUGGAGAAAAAAGACAUAACGUUUUAGCUUUAUUAUAGCAACCAUUUUUUUAUAUAGGAUAUUUUAGUCUAUAAAUUUCGGUCCUCAAAUUAGGUUAAGGCAGUUUUUUUGUGUGCAAUUUAUCAAUAAGGACAGGAAUAAGACUGGACAUUUUCACAGUAUUGCUUAACCAUUCUCAAUAUACCAUAUAAAUGACAAUCAUUAAAAUGCAAUACAAUCUAUAAACCCACCUUUUUAGAUUGAGCAUGUCUGGGUGGCUUUUUUUUUUAGAUUAUGGAGAAUGUUAAUAUUGAAGCAAGUAUGUUGUUAAAAAAAAGGGUGGGGGGUCACAUAUUUGUGAUGAGGGUGUCAAAUUUUCUUUGAUGAUUUGUGAUGAAGGGGAGGGAGGGGUAAACAAAAGGGACAAAAUAAUUUUACAUCAUUUUGGAAGGUCACUGUAUAAAAAAAAUAAUUAAUUUCUCAAGAGACAAUUUUUAACAUUUAACUAUAAUGUAUUACCAGUAUAUAGAAGGUAAUAAAUUGGUAGCAAUUAUUUUUAAAUUUAAGAUCAAUUUAUUGUAAUUAUCACUGAAACCAACAAGAAAAAUAUUUUUUUUUAUGGUGUUACUUUUCUCUAUUGCUCUGAUCUACUUAAAUUUGUACAAAAUGUCUGAAAGGUGAUACUGUUAUUGUAAUUAAAAAUAUUUUUUAAUUAAUAUAUUAAAUCAAACCCUUCAGCACUUUUGACAUAUGCAUCAAAGUGUGAUGCAUGAAUGGGUUGCUUUAAGGUGUGUUUUAUGUCGGAUUCAGGGGUGGGGGAAGCUCAAAUUUGUCACUUAAAUACUGCCAUAUCAGAAUUGUCAUAUUUAUUUAUGCCAGUAACUCCUAUGUAUUUAUUAGUAAUACCUUUAACUUUUGGCUUUAAAAAAAAAUGAUAGCGAUGGCUGUCCACCUUUCAGUUCUUUAAAAAAAAGGAUUGUACGUAACAAACUAGCAAACACUUGAAAUCAUUAUUUGAAAAUAGUUUUUUUUAAAUUAGAUGAGUGGGCGAUUCGUUUUAUUCUUUUUAUGAAUAAGAUUUUUUUGUAGUGAACAAAGAUAAUCAUAAGAAGCACAGUAGGCUACUGACACACAGAAGUACUCCCAUAAGUUUAUACUAAUACAGGUACCAGUAAUGAGUCACUCAAUCAUGGAUGUUCUCCCAUUUACGGUAUUUAAUCAUUGCCAUUAGGGGAAAGAAGAUGAAAAAUUAUUAAUUUCUGCGCAAGCAAAGCUAGGCCAGUGUUUUCUUCGACUUCUUCUUCUUCUAUAUAUGAAGGGCCCACGAUCAAUUUAUUGAUCAUUUUGGCUCCUAUGCAUGUAGAGGGGAUUUGCAAUGUUUCUGUGCCUACUGUAAAAAAAACUUAUCAUUCAAUGUUAUUUGUUUUUUUUUUUUAAAUGUGUGAUUUUACUGUUAGAGAGACAUCAGAAAGGUUAGUUGGUUGUUUGAAAUUCUGAAUUGUAUUUUAUUUGUUAAAAUUUUGCAAAAAAAAAUUGUAUUUUAAUGUCAGGUCAUCAAGUUUCUAAUAUACUAGUUAUAGACCUUAAGAUGUAACAUGUGCUAACUUGCUUAAAUUGAAAUCAUUUUAAAGGUGUUGUGUGUGGUCACUGUGGUUAGAACUGGGUUAACAACCCUUCAAUAAUUAUACAUGGAAUAAAUUAGCUUAAUAGGAUUCAGCAUUAGGAAUGUAAGCCAAUGUUUGAAAAAACUCAACUUGGCAUCACUGCCUCUUUCAGUCAUAUUCUCAUUCAUACCCCAAAAGGCAGCAAGCAGUCCACACGGGAUCAUCAUCUUAAACAGAUUUUAAUAAUAAUCAUAUUCAUGUUCUUUUCCUUUUGCUCAACGAAUUAGUGAAUGUAAAAUUCUGUCGCUUAGUAUUAGUAAUAUACAUAUGAUUUAUUUGAAGACAUAGUAUGCACCAUUGAAUCUCAAUGAUGUAAGAUACAUUUUAAAAUUUCUCUCAAAUGUAUUUAUUUAAAUUGAAUUUCAUUGGAAUGUUCAAAAUCAAGUGCUAAUGCUCUUAACAUGACUAAGAUAUUCACAAAUACAGGAACUGUGUUUAUGAGCUCCCUUGUAUUCUGACUAGCAGUUUUUUGACUCAAUUGCAUCUAAAGGUUUUUCUACCACACAUUGUUUAUUGAUUUUACAAUAACUGCCACACUGUCUGAUUUCCUUCUUCUUUCUUCAUGAAGUACAAAAAAUUGUAUCUCAUGAUACAAAUCCAAGAAACAGAUAACAGCAGCUUGUUGAUCGUUAAACUCUCUGAUGGACCAACACUCCAGUCACCCUCAAAAAUAAAAUCCCUAUCAGACUGCCAACUCUCAACACGACACAACAACACUCUAACUAACUUCCACCCUGUCUUCACACAGCAUUUAAACAACUCAUUUAUUGACCUUGCACAACCCGACCACACACACCUGGCCCUCAUAAAAAAAUUCUCCAAUUCACGAUCAACAACUAUUCCACAAACAAUCACGCUCAGAAAUCCAUUCCAUAACGAUAGUGACAAUUUUUAACUGAACAAAUUACAAUUGAAAUGUGAGCAUAGACUCUAUGUUAUUAAUGGUAUACAUUUUUUUUUAAAACAUAAUUUCUGAGCAUACAUUUUAUUUUUUACAAUUUUAUUGCACAGAAUCUCUCUUUUAUUAAUAUCUUCAAACAUAGGGUACAUUUAUAAUGGGCUACAUCUGUUUAUGUCCACAAACAUAGGCUACACUUAUAUUGGCCUGCAUUUAUUUUUUUAAAAAGAUUUGAAAUAUUUUUAUGGUUAAAUUUGAUUUAUUUUUCAUCUCUAUGAAGUUGCAUAGUUUAGAACACAUCGCACCACGAAACAAAGGCGUGCAACUCAAUAAGAAAGCCAUAAGUGGACGAUAUUUUAAAAACAACUUUUAAUUGGAGUCUGUAUAGGAAAUACUAUUUUUCAACAAAUCUGUAAUUUCAAUUUUUAUAAAACAACACAGGAGAUACAUUUUUUAAUAAUAGAACAAAUGUCAUCUGCUGUUUUUUGUACAAUUACAAUUUACAUAUGUCGUCAAUUUAACAUGUUUGGAUUGUAUAAAUAAAACUUUUUCAAUUUUAUGAAAAGUGCUGUGUUAUGAGA